Colletotrichum lupini is the source of this 159-nucleotide messenger RNA. RefSeq lists its product as uncharacterized. The transcript has a single exon. The record is from RefSeq and is a predicted model, not a curated record. Bases 1 to 159 code for a protein of 52 amino acids. Lineage: Eukaryota; Fungi; Ascomycota; Sordariomycetes; Glomerellales; Glomerellaceae.
AUGAAGGUCCGUGGCGUCUUUCUCUCGGCCAUGGCAGUCACUACGAUUGCGCAGCAGGCCAACUUUGGAUACGAGCGGCUUGGAGAGCGUCGCGAUGUUCUUCCCCUCCUCCCCGGGAUGGGUUUCGUAGUGUUAGUAUCCCUAUUAUGGGGUAGUUAG